Molecule: messenger RNA, 870 nt
Organism: Thermothielavioides terrestris NRRL 8126
Lineage: Eukaryota; Fungi; Ascomycota; Sordariomycetes; Sordariales; Chaetomiaceae
Exons: 4
Coding region: 186-674 (162 amino acids)
Source: RefSeq, a predicted model, not a curated record
GACAGACGCUUGAGCAACGCGUCCAAUUUCUCCUCCCGCACAGGAUUCAUCUAGGCCCGUAACAUCUGCCGUCCGACCGCCCACAACUCGAUCCUCCGUCGACCCGAGAGACGCGGUCGCCACAGGCAGUACAACUGACCUGAUCGACUGCACCCGGCGCGGGUGCAGCAUCCCGCGCGAGCGCAAUGCCCGAGAAACGCCGCGUACUCGUGCGGUACAGCACCUCGACGCCCUCGAGACACCCCCGCUUACACGACGGCUGCCAGCCACAGACACCUAUCUCGCCCCCAGGCCCUCCCAUCCAAGACCACUACCUCCCCACCCCUCGAACACCCGCCAGGCAGGAGAGCACAACCCUUCCACCCCGUCCCGCGGCCCCAGACACGACUGACGGCACCCGUCCUCGCACGCCCUCUUCCCCGGAGGCACCGCCCCGGCGGGCGUGCCACUCGCUCGCCCGCUACCACGCCCGCCGGUGGUACACGGAGCUGACGUACCACCAGCGCAGCGCGACGCGCGGGCGCUCCUCCAGGUCGGCCCCGGCGUUGCUGAUGUUGCUGCUGCUGCUGCUGGCCCCCGUCGAGAGCCUUGACGCCGUGCCAGGUCUCGGGGAGACGUGGGAUGGGCCCGGGGCUGCCGUCGUCAAACCAUUGUCCUGGCUAAACCACGAGUGAAGUUGAUGCACAGAGCAAUUAGUCAUGCAGCCGAGCGAGAUUGGAAAUUGGCCAUGCUCUUGGGCUCCCAGAUUGGUCCAUUUGUAGAUGGAAUCAUUUAGGAAUACCCCAUACGUGGUAGCAUGCACGAUCUCUACCGUCGGUUCGGGGUCAUGACCUCUUUGUUGCUCAAUGUUAGGUAACCCUGUUUGCUCUC